Molecule: messenger RNA, 1184 nt
Organism: Euleptes europaea (tarantolino)
Lineage: Eukaryota; Metazoa; Chordata; Lepidosauria; Squamata; Sphaerodactylidae
Gene: GABPB1
Product: GA binding protein transcription factor subunit beta 1
Exons: 9
Coding region: 18-1169 (383 amino acids)
Biological process (GO): positive regulation of transcription by RNA polymerase II
Cellular component (GO): nucleus
Molecular function (GO): transcription cis-regulatory region binding; protein binding
Source: RefSeq, a predicted model, not a curated record
CGGCCAAGCUUUUCCAGAUGUCCCUAGUAGAUUUGGGGAAGAAGCUUUUAGAAGCUGCCCGAGCUGGGCAAGAUGACGAAGUUCGGAUUUUGAUGGCAAAUGGAGCACCUUUUACCACAGAUUGGUUGGGAACAUCUCCACUUCAUCUAGCAGCACAAUAUGGGCACUACUCAACCACUGAAGUGUUACUUCGAGCAGGCGUAAGUCGGGAUGCCAGGACCAAAGUGGACAGAACUCCGUUGCAUAUGGCUGCUUCUGAAGGCCAUGCAAGCAUAGUAGAAGUUUUACUUAAGCAUGGCGCUGAUGUAAACGCAAAGGACAUGCUGAAGAUGACGGCGCUUCAUUGGGCUACAGAGCACAAUCACCAAGAAGUAGUGGAACUCUUAAUAAAAUAUGGAGCAGACGUCCACACGCAAAGUAAAUUUUGCAAAACAGCAUUAGAUAUUGCUAUCGACAAUGGAUUUGACGACCUGGCAGAAAUAUUACAGAUUGCAAUGCAGAACCAAAUCAACACCAAUCCGGAGAGUCCUGACACUGUGACGAUACACACAGCAACGCCGCAGUUCAUCAUUGGACCUGGCGGGGUGGUAAACCUAACAGAUGACACAGGGGUAUCUGCUGUCCAGUUUGGUAAUUCCUCCACUUCUGUACUGGCGACUUUGGCUGCCUUAGCAGAAGCUUCAGCUCCACUGUCCAACUCAUCGGAAACACCAGUUGUGGCUACGGAGGAAGUCGUGACUGCAGAAUCCGUGGAUGGUGCAAUUCAGCAAGUUGUCAGCUCUGGUGGUCAGCAGGUUAUCACCAUAGUAACGGACGGCAUUCAGCUUGGAAACCUCCAUUCCAUUCCGACCAGUGGGAUGGGUCAGCCCAUUAUUGUGACCAUGCCAGAUGGCCAGCAAGUGCUUACAGUACCAGCAACGGACAUAGCUGAAGAAACAGUGAUCAGCGAGGAGCCGCCAAUCAAGAGGCAAUGCAUUGAGAUCGUUGAAAGUCGGGUGGACUCUGCGGAAAUCGAAGAAAGAGAAACUUUACAGAAACAGCUGGAUGAGGCCAACCGGGAGGCGCAGAAGUAUCGCCAGCAGCUACUAAAGAAAGAGCAGGAGGCAGAGGCCUAUCGGCAGAAGUUGGAGGCCAUGACCCGCCUUCAGACGAACAAAGAAGCUGUUUGAAUGGCUUGAAGGGAG